This is a messenger RNA of Neogale vison (American mink), 3176 nucleotides long. It is a transcript of the gene AACS, whose product is annotated as acetoacetyl-CoA synthetase. The record is from RefSeq and is a predicted model, not a curated record. Bases 79 to 2097 code for a protein of 672 amino acids. Lineage: Eukaryota; Metazoa; Chordata; Mammalia; Carnivora; Mustelidae. Gene Ontology annotation, cellular component: cytosol. Gene Ontology annotation, biological process: positive regulation of insulin secretion; lipid metabolic process. The transcript has 18 exons. Gene Ontology annotation, molecular function: acetoacetate-CoA ligase activity.
CGCCCCGCCUGCCGCCCCGGGCCCGCUCCCAGCCCGGUUCCCGGUCCCAGCGCAGCGCACGCCGCCCCCGCCGCAGCCAUGUCCAAGCAGCCGCGGGCCGGCCGGGAGGAGAUCCUGGAGUGCCAGGUGAUGUGGGAGCCUGACAGCAAGAAGAACACGCAGAUGGACCGCUUCCGGGCGGCCGUGGGCGCCGCCAGCGGCCUGGCGCUGGAAAAUUAUGAUGACUUAUACCACUGGUCAGUUGAAUCAUAUCCAGACUUCUGGGCAGAGUUCUGGAAAUUCAGUGGAAUUGUCUUCUCACGCAUGUAUGAUGAGGUCGUGGACACGUCGAAAGGCAUCGCAGAUGUCCCCGAGUGGUUCAAAGGCAGUCGUCUAAACUACGCGGAAAACCUCCUGCGGCACAAAGAGAAUGACCGAGUUGCCCUAUAUGCUGCAAGGGAAGGCAGAGAGGAAAUCGUGAAGGUGACAUUUGAAGAGUUGAGGCAAAAAGUGGCUUUGUUUGCAGCAGCAAUGAGGAAAAUGGGUGUGAAACAAGGAGACCGGGUGGUUGGUUAUUUACCCAACGGUGUGCAUGCUGUGGAGGCCAUGCUGGCCGCAGCGAGCAUCGGCGCCAUCUGGAGUUCCACAUCCCCAGACUUUGGUGUGAAUGGCGUCCUGGACCGCUUUUCUCAAAUCCAGCCGAAGCUCAUCUUCUCCGUGGAGGCCGUCGUGUACAACGGCAAAGAGUAUAGCCACAUGGACAAGUUGCAGCAGGUGGUGAAAGGACUUCCGGACUUGAAGAAGGUGGUGCUGAUUCCUUACGUUGCCUCGAAAGAGAAGAUAGACAUUUCCAAGAUUCCAAACAGCGUGUUCCUGGAUGAUUUUCUUGCCACUGGGAAAGGCGCGCAGGCCCCGCAGCUGGAGUUCGAGCAGCUGCCCUUCAGCCACCCCCUCUUCAUCAUGUUCUCGUCGGGCACGACCGGGGCGCCCAAGUGCAUGGUGCAUUCCGCUGGGGGCACCCUUAUCCAGCACCUGAAGGAGCACGUCCUUCACGGCAACAUGGGCAGCAGCGACAUCUUGCUGUAUUACACCACGGUCGGCUGGAUGAUGUGGAACUGGAUGGUGUCGGCUCUUGCCACAGGGGCGGCUGUGGUCUUGUACGACGGCUCCCCGCUGGUGCCCACGCCCAACGUGCUCUGGGACCUGGUUGACAGGAUAGGCAUCACCAUCCUCGGAACGGGUGCCAAGUGGCUGGCCGUCCUUGAAGAGAAACAGCUGAAGCCAGUGGAAACCCACAGUCUCCAGACGCUUCACACGAUCCUGUCCACUGGCUCCCCUCUGAAGGCCGAGAGCUAUGACUACGUCUACAAGUGCAUUAAGAGCAGCGUCCUCCUGGGCUCCAUCUCAGGGGGCACCGACAUCAUCUCCUGCUUCAUGGGCCAGAAUUUUUCUGUUCCUGUCUAUAGAGGGGAGAUUCAGGCCCGGAACCUGGGGAUGGCCGUGGAAGCCUGGAACGAGGAAGGAAAGGCAGUGUGGGGGGAGAGCGGCGAGCUGGUGUGCACCAAGCCGAUCCCCUGCCAGCCCACGCACUUCUGGAACGAUGAGAACGGGAGCAAGUACAGGAAGGCCUAUUUCUCCAGAUUCCCAGGUGUCUGGGCACACGGUGACUUCUGCAGAAUCAACCCCAAGACGGGGGGCAUCAGCAUGCUGGGCCGGAGUGACGGCACACUCAACCCCAACGGAGUGCGAUUUGGCAGCUCGGAAAUCUAUAACAUUGUGGAGGCCUUCGAGGAGGUGGCAGACAGCCUCUGCGUCCCCCAGUACAACAAGGACGGGGAGGAGAGGGUGCUUCUCUUCCUGAAGAUGGCUUCCGGCCACUCGUUCGGGCCCGAGCUGGUGAAAAGCAUCUGUAACGCCAUCCGCGUCGGCCUGUCUGCACGGCAUGUGCCCAGCCUCAUCCUGGAGACCAAGGGCAUCCCGUACACCCUCAACGGCAAGAAAGUGGAAGUGGCCGUGAAGCAGGUCAUCGCUGGAAAAGCCGUGCAGCACCGAGGGGCCUUCUCGAACCCCGAGGCCCUAGAUUUGUACCGGGACAUCCCCGAGCUGCAGGACUUCUGAGUCGGCCCGGCUCGCUCGGCACCUGCCACGUGCGUCUGUGCUCUGACUUUCGCGGGGUCAGACGUUACUUUGGGAAGGCAAGUGUCUGCGGGCUGGGGGAAGCGUUGUGUCCGGGCCGCAGUCGCGUCUGGUGGCUUCCCUACCUCUUCCUGGACUGUGUGCUGACCUUCAGAGGCCAAAAAGGAGCAUUUGGUUGUGUGUGUGGUGAGGCUUGGAGAGUGUGUGUCUUUGCACAAGUGUUCUUGCACGCACCAUGCCUCGAGGAGCCGGGGUUGGCCUGUGCGUGGACCGUUGUGGCUGACAGCUGUGGUCAAGGCCACGGCCCCGCUUCCCUCUCUGGCAGCGGCGCCCCUCUGAGGAGCCAUCUUGCCUUCAGCCUCGUGCCUGUAGUCCCCUUCACUGUCUUCAGGUGUAAAUCUGUGUCUCCCUCUUAUGUGGGUCUCCUGGCUCUGGCCGUCGUCCCUCGGGGCCUGGCUGUCCGCGGUGACACGUGGCCCGGUCCCCAGGUGGCCCAGCGCUCCUGCAGGUCCUGGUGCAGCUACGUGUCGCGCCCACCCGACUGCACCGCCGGCCAGCAGAGGCUCCCGUGGGACCACACAUGGCUUUUGUGCUUCAACGGGGUUUCCUUAUUUCAUGGACUUAGAGUGGUUUAAAAAUAUUGUAACAUUAUUAUCCGGUGUGUGUGGGUGUUAGACAACUGGACGCCCGCCCUAUGGGGUGGCCUCACUCUCAGGGCGCCGGCAGGCCGUCAGGGCGGCGGGCACGGGCCCUCCCGAGUCGCAGCUGCCUGGCCUCAGGGGACAUGGCCUUGCUUCUCCUCCCCCCGGGGGCUCUCGGGACGUCGCGUGGAAGCGGUGUUCCCAGCAGCUGUAAAUCGAGUCACGGGUUCAUUCGCGGGGCGGUUCAUGUGUGUUCUCCGUUCAGCACGUUAACGAGUUCCUGUAAUCCUGAUGUUCGUUUUUGUAUUUUUAAAAACAACACAAUGAAAACCUGUUUUGAAUCUCUUUUCUUCUGGAUUAUAAAAACACAGGGGGAAGGCGCUAGGGGGAAUUUAUGCAAUAAACAUCUCUCUGUAUAUA